AAAUAUCAGCAGACUUCCUCCGGUGAGAAUCGACCAUAGUCGGUCCACUCACGGGAUGGACUUCACUGAUCGACUCGAAGGACCGCCAAUGAUACAGAACAUGAGUUCAGGUCGUAUGUCUCCCAUCAUGCCUCGUACCAUGGGGGACUAUCAGGAGCGUGUGGAUAAGCUAAAGCGCGAAAACUUUGCACUCAAGAUCCGAAUAUACUUCAUGGAAGAAAAACUAGAGAAGGAUAGAGAUAUCACAGAUGAAGAACGUGGGAUAAUUGAUUUGAAAAUUGAGAUUGAAAAUUUGAAGCAGGACCUUGAAGAACGAAAUAAACUUCUUACAAAAGCACAUACUGCCAUCCAAUGUCUUACCAAUGAAAAGGAAACCAUGACAACCCAUUUCAGGGAUGAUCUUAGGGUAGAGAACCAGAUGGAGAUAAGCAAAUUCAAAGCUCAAGCUGAGCUCGCUGAAGAGGAGGCGGAACUGUUGCGUCAAAAACUUGAUGAAGCACAGGAGGAGCUUGGACAGGCAAAUAAGAAAAUUGCGGAGUACGAGAAAAAGCUUGGAUCAAGUAAAGAAGAGAGAACCAUGCUUCAGGAAAUGCAGAAAGGCACUAUUGUGGAAAAAGAUCGAAUAAUAGCUCAGUUGAAUGACGCUUUGAAAACUAAAAAUCAACUGAUUGAUCAAAUGAACAUAGAGAGAACGGAAUCCAAUAAUCAAGUCAUCGCCUUGCAGGAAGACAUCUGUCAGCUGAAAGAAGCAGCUUCUCAGAAGGAGAUGGAAGUCCAGACACUGCAAGAAAUCAUUGACACUGAGAAGGAUAUUGAACGAGAGCAAACUGAACAUCAAAUUCAAAAUUUGAAGCAAGAGUAUGUGGGUCAUAAAAGACUCAUGGAAGAGGAGGCUAAAACUCUCCGUUCAUUGGUUGAAGAUAAGGACAGUCAGCUUAAGAAUCUUGAUAAGGCCUUGGUUGAUGCACAGAGUAACCUCAAGGAAUUAGAGAAUGAGAUGACUUGGAGAGAUCAGGAAAUCAAGAACCAUGAGACAAAUGCUUUGAAGAGAGACAAAGCCAUCAAAGGGCUUGCUGAAAUGUUGCAGAAAAAGGAGAAAGAGGUAAAACAACUUUGUGAUCAAGUUGAAGAACAAGAGAAGACAAUAAAAGAAACAAAAGAAGCCAUGCAUAAUGCUGAACUCUAUAGAUGUCAGGGUGCGGAGGAACAACAAAUGAUGAUAAGUAAAAAAGAAGAUAAUAUUCUGAAUUUAAAAUCUCAACUUCAUGAACGCGAACUUGAAUGUGAGAGGCUUCAAAAAUCACUUGCUCGUAAGCAAACCGAGGUUGAUGGUCUGAAGCAAGGAAAAGAUCUGGCGGAGUUUGUGGCCAGUGACACUCUGAAGAACAAGGAGGAAGCUAUUAAGGAUUUGACAAAACAAGUUGGUGACUUGAAGUAUGAUUUAAGUGAGCAAAAGAUUGGAAUAGAGCAGCAUUACCAGCAGAUUUUACAAGAUCACCAAGAUCAGAUUAGAAAUAAAGAUAAUCUCAUUCAAAAGCUACAACAAGGAAUUGAUGACAAGGAUAAAAUAAUAACUGAGGUUAUGGAGAAACAUAAGAUUGCACCUGAGAGUCACAAAGCUGUAGGUAAAGACAUCAUGAUUGAAAGUCUCCGUCAGGAACUCAAGAAAAGGGAACGUGAUGCAGAAAAUGCUAUUGAUGAAAAGUUUAAAAUCAUUGAAUCUAAAGAUGAUGAAAUCCGUAGUCUAAACAUGACUCUGCGGGAUCGAGACCGAGAUGUUCAACGGGCACUGAGUGAGAUCACAAUGACAGAAGAUAAGAACUUGCGUUUGGAGAAUCAGAUUCAAGAAUUGAGCACACAGGUUGAUGAGUACUCUCGUGCUUUGGAUUUACAGCGAACAUCAUUAGCGGAUUCUGCUUCCAAUCAUGAUCGGGUCGUCGCUGAGAAAGAAGCGAUGAUUCGUAAACUGCAGGAAGCCGUGAAAUCUAAAGACAAUCGUGUCCAGUCGGCUGCUGAGAAUUUGUUAAUGAGUGCCCGACCUGACAGUCUUCUUAAUGGUGACGAAGCCAGUAUGAUUCAGGAGCUCAAUGUGCGCUUAAAAGAACGGGAUAAACUCCUUGAGGAUGUGAUGGCGGAAAGAAGCAAAGCUGUUGCCGCUCAUGAGAAAGCCUCGCAUGAUUUGAUGCAAGCAAUCCACGAUAAAGACCACCAUAUUAAGGAAAUCAAUGACAGGCAUAAUCGGUUAAUUGCUGAAAAAGACAAUACCAUUAGAGAGCUGGAGAAGGCAAUCAGUGAGAGAGAUCGCGAACUUGAAAAAUUUGUUGAAAAUGGUCGCGACAAAGAUCGCAUGAUACUAGCCUUGCAGAAACAACAGCCUCAGAGUUCACUGCAAGCUAACCAUGCCAUCCAGCAAACAAGUCCCCUUGCGUCUUCCAAUUCUGAAGUGUCCAGGUUGAAGAAAGAGAUCAAUAAACUUCAGGGUGAACUUCUUGAUAAAAGAGCUAUGAUCCAUGAAUUGUCAGCCGGUAAAGGAGAUGAGUACAUUGAGAAACUUAAAGCUCACAUCAGAAAACAAGAUGAAGAAUUCACAGCUGCUAAGAACAUUAUAGAAAAAUUGCAAAAACAGCAACGUGCAGACAAAAUGGCUCAUCUUGAAUUGGCCCAGGCAAAACGGAAAAAUGUUGAUUUGGAAACUGAACUGCACUCAAAGGAAGAGAACAUUGAUGCACUGAUUAAUGCCGGGAAUGUUAAGGACCAGAUAAUUAAGGACUUGCAAAAUAAAAUGGACUCUCCUAAGAAAGAACGUGACGAGAGAGAAUACAAAGACCAAGAGGAAUGGCACAAAAACAUGGAAGAGGUGAAAAAGCUGAAAGAGGCUCUAUAUGCUGAGAAAGUUAUCUACGAAAGCAUGAGUUUACAGAACUCAACCAUGCCGGAUGUAGAUGAUGAUGACUUUGGACAGCAAGAUGCAUUGAGGAUUCAGCUGUCGGCCGUAGAAGCCUUGCGUGCAGAGCUAGAAAAGAGUCUGAGGGAGACUAAAAACAUGAGAGAUCAGUUCAAACGUUCGUUGCCACUAUCACCGUCAUCUAGUGGCUUCAGUAGUGAUGCAGAUUUACUGGGCUCUCUUAAAGAGCAACUUGAUGAAAGUAGAAGAUGGAAUACCUCACUUCAAAGUCGUCUUGAAGAACUUCAACGUAACAGUAAUGUUAGCCCUGACAGAGUUGUGCCUCAGAAGGAAAUAGCCGAACGAAGCAGCCACAUGGACCUAUCAGAGUACCCAAUCAGCUCUGCAAACCAGACUACUGUCUCAACUCAGCAUAAUGUUACCCUUGGAGAAAUAAACGAGGAUGAUCAGAGGAGUAUUCCUGGACAAGAAGAUGAAGAGGAAUCAUCACGUCUUGCUUUACUGAGUAAUCAGACACAGCGUAUUAAUCAGUUAGAAGUAGAGCUGAAGGAAUCUCAAAACCAUAACAAGAACUUACAACGCCAACUUGCGUUUGCGCUGGAAAACCCAGCGGGAUACUCCAAAGAUGAAGACAACAGCAUUGUGGCUGUUCUCAAAGAACAGCUCGACCAGGCUAAGACUCUUCUCCAAGAAAGAGACAACACAUUAGCACACAAAGAGGAGGAAUUGGACGAUGUCCGGCAUAAGUUGACUAAAGUUAAAUCAUCCCCUGCCAAUGUAAGCCCCUCUACUAGUGUUGGACUUUUCCAAGAACUUGACAAACUUAAAACACAGUUAUCUGAGGUGUUGAAAGAUAAUUCUGAAUUGAGAGAUGAAAACCGAUCUCUUCGGAUGAAGAUUAAAGAAAUCCAAGAUAUAAAUGGUCAACUUCAAGAUGAUGUCGAUGGCUUCCAGGAAGAUCAGAAAUCAAUUCAAGAUCUUGAACAAGUGAUUAAUAAUAAAGAUCAAGAAGUCUGUCAUUUGCAACGCGAGUUGGAAAAACAUCGCUCCGAUGGAGAGAAGUAUGAACUUAUGCUGCAACAGCAGAGGGUUGACUUGAAUGAAGCUAGAGGAAUGAAUAAUCUAUUGAAGGUGGAGAGGAGCAAGCAUCAGGAAGCAAUUGAAAAAUUGCAAAAAGACAACGCAGAGCUUGAAUCUGAACUGGGAAAGUUUGACGGAGAGUGGGUGCGCAAAGAACACCUGGUUGAAAGAAAUCAAGAGGUUGCAGCACUAAAUAAAGAACUUGAGCAUUUGAGGGAAGAGCUGGAAAAAGCCUUUGAGGUGGAAACUCUGCUGAGAAAACAGGUUCAGUUGGAUACUUCCACAGAUGAGGAGAAACCAGUGUUCAAUCCUCAGCUCAUUGUUGAUAUGGCACAAGAGAUAGAACGUCAGAAAACUGAGCUCGAAGCAACACACAAGGAACUGAUUGACACCAGAAGAAAACUGGCAGUGUCACCAGAGAGAAAAUCACAAGGGUCUGUAACUCCACUGAUUGAGGAUGUGAAUUCUGCUCUUCGACAACAAAUUGAUAACUUGAGAGCUGAAAUCAGUCAUCUCAAGUCAAAAGAUAAGAAAAGUUCUUCAAAGCUUCAGGCUACUGAAGCAACUGUCCGUCAAUUGUCAGAUAAAUUGAAAGUAUGUCGUAAUCGUAUGAAGGCUUUAGGCAUUGUACCUCCAGUUUCACCAGCAUUCAGCAAAAGCCAAAGUGAAAGCAACCUCUAUAAUUCAAAUGUUGAGUAUGAACCAAAAUGGUCUUCUGCCCUUGUUUAUCGCGAAAAUGAUGAUGUGGGUUCGUCGCCAUCAACUAUUGCUACAGAGUACGAAGAGUGUGCAAAUGUUGGAGAGCUGCAAAAGAAAGUUGAAGAUCUGGAGUCGCAAUUACAGAAAGCAAAGAAGGUGGCUUACGUGUUUCAGAAAAAACUUAAAGAGUUACUUAGCUCCCGUAGUUCUAGUCCAACCCGCAGUUGUUCCAGCCCUUCACGCAGCUGUGUCAGUCUUUGUGAUGAUAGCUCGGAUAGAACAUGGUAUGAAGUACUUGCCAACGAGGAAGCUUUGGGAAAGCUACAAGAAGAGGUGGAGGUACUAAAGAAUGAACUUCAGAACUAUUAUGAGCUUAACUCUAGUUUACAAAACGAGUAUGUGAACUUGGAAACUGAUUUCCGUGGUGCACAGUGCGAUGGUCAGGCUUUGCGCGGUCGGCUACAGCUACUUAUAGAAAACCACUGUGCUCUUAAAAAUAAACUUCAAGCUAUGGAAGCGGAAAGAAUAAAUCUGAUUGACGAGAAGGAGGUACUAACUGCGGAAAACAGAGUGCUCAAGAAAGAAAAGAGUGUGGCUGAGCUAGAGAGUCAGUUCCUUGCGGAUGAUCUGAAUAACUUGAAAGAAAAAAUGCCGCUUUCUUCUUCACAGACACACGAGCAUAGUUUCCAAGAGCUUGACGUUGAGAUCGCGGCUUUGAAGAAACAACUUGUAGAUUCUAGAAAUUUGAGUAAUAUUUUAAAGAGUCACCUUCUAGAACUUGUCAACACAAUGAGUGCACUGGUUAAACAGAAUGAAGUCGGUGAAUGGUGUUUUGUUGGUGGUGUCAGCCCUCAUAGAAUGGUCUCACUCAAAGACAAAGCUGAUCAGAGUAGACGUCUCAUAGAAGACUUGGAUGAUACGCUAUCAGAAUCACGGUCAAGUGUUUAUUUGCAUGCAGUGUCAGAGGCUGAUAUAGGAUCAUCAAAUAUCUUCCAAACACCGCCACAUGCCCAGUCAGGAUAUGACACAGACAUCAGUACAUCUUUAAGUCAAGAUACUAUUCGAUCCCAGUCCCCUCAAAGAACACUAUCCAACUCUCAAUCUGGUCAGCUGCAGUCACGCCCAAAACUUGCAGACACUAAUCUGCUUGCAGAGCUCAACAACAAGAGUAAAAAACUUGCAGAGAGUGAAGCUUUGAUUAAAUCUCUUAAAAACGAACUUGAAGUCUUUAAAAAUGUUGCAUACAGUCAGAGAGCUGAAUCAAGAGGUAACAGUGAUGAUGAGUCCGAGGAUUCAUUAAAACAACAUCUAGAUGAGAUUCGUGCCCUACGAAAGCGACUGGAAGAAUCUAUUGAUACUAAUGACGAGCUGCGGAAACAGUUGGAAGACAAAUUAGCCAUGAUUGCAGAGAAUGGAAGCGAAGCUGCAAACCUCUACCUUCAAGAGACUAACGUUGAGCUGAGUCUUGACAAUGCUGAACUCCGUAAAGCAAUCGCAGCGCUAGAGAAUACGCUCGCAGAACGAGACCAGCAACUCUUGGAUUCUGAAAACCAGCUCUACCAAAAACAACAAUCGCAAGCUGGAUUAGACGAACUGUGCAAAACCAUCUCAAGAUUAGAGCAAAAACUCUCUGAAAAAGACCAACAACUUGUUGAUUCAGACAACCAGGUGCGCAUCAAGAACCAGACAGUUGCCGGAUUGAAGGAGAAGCUCUCUGAGAAAGACAAACAGUUUGCAGAUAUUGAGGAUCAGUUGUAUGUGAAGAACGAAGCACUCAGUGAUAAGGAUAGGAAGAUUGCUGAGAAUGAAAGGGCAGUUAGACACAGUCAGAAGGCAUUGGAUAAAGCUAGGACUGAAUAUGCAAAGUCACAGUCUGAUAUUAAGAGAUUAAAAGAAGAGAAGAAGUUGCUAAUGGACCAAAUCCAAGAAGGCAAACAACUUAACAACACUUUGAAGAUGGAACUGUCAUUUGUUGAAAAGUUGACGAAAGAUGAUUCUAGAUCCAGUAAAAAAUCACCAUCAUCUGGAUUGGAUCUGGGUGAAUUACUUAAAGAACUUCGACAAUUGAGGAUUCAGCUAGAAAGAAGCAUUGAAACAAAUAAUGCACUCAGAGUCAAACUUGAAGAACUGUCCAAUGAAAAGCUGUCACCAAGUUCAAGGUCAUCCCAAAGCAAAUCCUCAAGUCGUUCAGACUUGCAUAGAAUCAGUCCAAGGCGACUGUUUGAAGAUAAACCUGUUCAAACUGAUAAUUUUGAGUGUAUGAAAUCAGCCUCAUCAAUGCCAACGUUAUAUAAUGGUAGAACCAGUCCUCACUAUACUAGAGAUGGUUCAAGUAUUUCACCAAGGUCUAGAUCACAUGGAACUGUACAGCUUGAUGACCCAAUCCUCUCAUCCAUGUCAGGUGUGUCACCUUUAAGGAUGUCUGGUGGCGAUAUACAAACCAGGAAACACAGAGGACGAGAUGUAAAGGUCAUCGGAGACGUUUUAGAGUAUGAAUCACUCAAACAGCAGAUGGAAGAGAUAUCAGUUGUAUUAACUGGUAUGGAAGCGCGAAUACAUGAACGCCAACGAAUGGCAAUUAAGCAGGGUUCACAUGAAGUACCAAUGUUAAAGGAAAUGACACACAAUGUGGAAAGUCUGCAGCUAUUCCUUGCUGAAGGAUUAAAGUCAAUGGCGACCUUCUACGUUGAAACUGUCUAUUCCCGAGAAGAAUACAAAAAACUCAAGUUUACCAUCAGUAAACAACAGGCUAUGCUCAAAGAUGCCCUGGAGAGAUUGGAAAAAACGAAUCAGCUUAAGAAAGGCAUGGAAAACGCUAUUGCUCGGCAAUUGGACAAAACUCAUGAUGUUCUUAAGCAGGCCAAGAUCAACUUAGAGCAUAAAGCUCAAGAUCAGGCCAAACACUAAGAAAGGAUGGAAGUACAAGAGAGGGGGGUGAGCAGAAAAGUGGGGGGAGGGGGGUAUGGAAAUUAUGAUAUAAAUCAGUGUCUACCGAUUGAAGAUUUUAUUGCUUGGAAAUUAAAUGACAUGAUGUGCUGCUGCCAACUCAUGAAAAG
Molecule: messenger RNA, 7740 nt
Organism: Saccoglossus kowalevskii
Lineage: Eukaryota; Metazoa; Hemichordata; Enteropneusta; Harrimaniidae
Biological process (GO): regulation of Golgi organization; centrosome cycle; positive regulation of microtubule nucleation
Cellular component (GO): Golgi apparatus; centrosome
Molecular function (GO): molecular adaptor activity
Source: RefSeq, a predicted model, not a curated record